CACGCCGCACGCGCAAAGAGUCAAUAUAAACGCCUCAUUUCACUUCAAAGCCUCCUCACCUCUCCACCGCACAACACUAAAAAAAAAGCUCCCAUUUCCUCGCUCUCUCUCUCUGCCUUUCGCAACUCUCUCUUUCAACUUCACAGCGAAAGGCGGAGACUUCAACAGGGAAAGUGAAAAUGGUUGAUCAGGUUCAACACCCCACAGUCUUUCAGAAGGCAGCUGGCCAGCUCCAUCUCCGCUCUGGUAUUUCCAUGGAUGUUCAGAGUUUUGAUGGUGCUUACCAUCAGGCAGCUCUGUACCAAAGGCGUGCCACAUUUGGAAACUACUCAAAUGCUGCCUUCCAGUAUCCCAUAAUGCCAGCUCGUGGAGCUACUACUGAUCUAUCUGCUGUUGCAUCGACUGCCUCCCCAAUUUUCAUUGCAGCCCCUAAAGAGAAAGGAAACUUUCUCAUUGAUUUCCUUAUGGGUGGUGUAUCUGCUGCUGUAUCCAAAACAGCUGCUGCUCCAAUUGAGCGUGUUAAACUUUUGAUUCAGAACCAGGAUGAGAUGAUUAAAUCCGGGAGGUUGUCUGAACCCUACAAGGGUAUUGGUGAUUGUUUUGGCCGAACAAUUAAGGAAGAGGGAUUUGCUUCAUUGUGGAGAGGGAACACUGCUAAUGUCAUCCGUUACUUCCCUACUCAGGCCUUGAACUUUGCAUUCAAGGAUUACUUCAAGAGGCUUUUCAACUUCAAGAAGGACAAGGAUGGUUACUGGAAAUGGUUUGCUGGUAACUUGGCCUCUGGUGGUGCAGCUGGUGCUUCAUCCCUUCUCUUUGUUUACUCACUGGACUAUGCCCGUACCCGUCUGGCUAAUGACGCUAAGGCUGCAAAGAAGGGAGGAGAGAGGCAAUUCAAUGGUCUGGUUGAUGUCUACAAAAAGACACUGGCAACUGAUGGUAUUGCUGGUCUCUACCGUGGAUUCAACAUUUCAUGUGUUGGUAUCAUCGUGUACCGUGGUCUCUACUUCGGAAUGUAUGAUUCUUUGAAGCCAGUUCUCCUGACUGGAGAUUUGGCGGAUAGUUUCUUUGCUAGCUUUGCCCUUGGUUGGCUCAUCACCAACGGUGCUGGUCUUGCAUCCUACCCAAUUGACACUGUUCGUAGAAGAAUGAUGAUGACCUCCGGUGAAGCUGUCAAGUACAAGAGCUCAUUGGAUGCAUUCUCCCAGAUUCUGAAGAAUGAGGGUCCCAAGUCUCUCUUCAAGGGUGCUGGUGCAAACAUCCUCCGUGCUGUUGCUGGUGCUGGUGUCCUUGCCGGUUAUGACAAGUUACAGUUAAUCGUGUUCGGAAAGAAAUACGGAUCUGGUGGUGCUUAAUUAACCAGGGGUAUAUUUCCUGGCUUGUGCCAAUUUUAGCUUCUAGAUGGUGAUGAAAAUCUUUUUGAGUUCCAAGAACUUAUUCCGGCGAAUUUUUGCUCAAAUAAUUCAGUUUUAGAGGGAGUUAAAUCCCAAACCAAUUUAAAAUUUUGGAUUGAUUCUGAUCCUAUAAACCUGAUUUAUUGAGGUGACUGUCAAUGCCUCUGUUACUUCUUUUGAGCUUCAGCUCUCUCUAUAAUUUAAGGAGGAUACUUUCAUAUA
Quercus robur (English oak) is the source of this 1613-nucleotide messenger RNA. RefSeq names its product ADP,ATP carrier protein 1, mitochondrial-like. Gene Ontology annotation, biological process: mitochondrial ADP transmembrane transport; mitochondrial ATP transmembrane transport. Lineage: Eukaryota; Viridiplantae; Streptophyta; Magnoliopsida; Fagales; Fagaceae. The record is from RefSeq and is a predicted model, not a curated record. Gene Ontology annotation, cellular component: mitochondrial inner membrane. Bases 180 to 1352 code for a protein of 390 amino acids. The transcript is spliced from 4 exons. Gene Ontology annotation, molecular function: ATP:ADP antiporter activity.